UAUAAAGUAUGUGCCGUGUAAACUGGGACGUAUAUAGUCCACUGAAAGGCUAUAUAUUAUGAACUUAGAAAUGGCGAGCAAUUUGAAAAAAUCGAUCUAGUUACAUUGCCAUGAAAGAAGACGCUUUAAAGUGCGUCAAAAUUCAACAUCACGAUGAAGAAAAUGAAGAACAAAUAUUGAUUCCGGGCUUGCCAAAUCACUUAGCUCAUCUUUGUCUUUCCAAUCUUCACCCUUCACUUCUUUAUCGCGUUUGCAAAUCAUGGCGACGCCUCAUUUACACAUCAUUUUUUCCUCCUUUUUACUGUCUUUAUGUUGUAUGCUCUCGAAAUAGCAGUACUGCUGCUACUUCAACAUCAUACAACAGCAACAACAGUACUAGUACUAAUAAUAGUAUUAGUACUAGUACUGUGGAGUUUUUCUGCUUAGAUCCAAUUUCAUCUAAGUGGACUCCGUUACCAAAUCCGCCUACAUCAGAUCCACCAAUUCGCAUACUACGCCAUCAUCCAUCUUUUAUAUCAAGGAGUCUUUCAAUUCAAUCGUUAACUGUUGCAGAACGAAUGAUUCUUAUUGCUGCUACAACUCAUAAAUUUCUUCCGGCACUUGAACGGCCGUUGGGCUUCGAUCCUUCGUGUAAUAAAUGGUUUUUUGGCCCCAAUUUGCCCACACCGCGGCGAUGGUGUGGUUCGAGCGCUGUAAAUGGAAAUGUGUAUGUAGCAAGUGGUAUGGGCUCAGCUUAUCAUGGUGAUGUAGCAAGGUCUUUAGAGAAAUGGGAUGUGAAGGAGAAGGUUGAUCAAUGGAAGUGGGAGAAAUUGAAAGGGUUAAAAGAUGGAAGAUUUUGUAGAGAAUUUGUUGAUGCUAUUGUAUAUAGAGGGAAAUUAUGCAUGGUAAAUAUCAAGGGGCGUGCAGUAAAACAAGGUGCGGUUUACGAUGUAACAACAGAUGAGUGGGGAGAGAUGCCAAAGGGAAUGCUAGAAGGAUGGACUGGGCCAUCAUCAUCAUCAACAACAACAACAACAAUAAUUGAUGAAAGUGAGAUGUACGUAGUGGAUGAGACAAAGGGGUCAUUGAGCAAAUAUGUAUCAGAAACUGAUCAAUGGGAAGAGUUAAUUGAAUCUUGUGAUGAUUUGAAAGAAGCUGAGCAAAUUACUGUUGGAAGAGGACGAGUUUGUGUCAUUUGUGGCCGCGGUCGAUUGAUAGUUGUGGUGGAUGUUUCAGUAACGCCAGCUAAUGUGAUUCGAGUUGUGAGUACUCCGCCAGAGAUAGAGGCAAUUGCUUUACAUAUAUUGCCAAGAGUUAGUGUUUAAGAUUGAUAUAUGUAAAUAAUAAUAAUGUUGAUUGAUCAAAUUAUGGAAGAUACAAGUUUUGAUUUGUUUAACCUUUCUUUGAUUUUCCAAAAUUAUUUGAUAUUUGUGUUAAUGAAAGCUAAGGUAACAUGUGAUGU
This is a messenger RNA of Solanum tuberosum (potato), 1441 nucleotides long. Its product is annotated as F-box/kelch-repeat protein SKIP25-like. Bases 111 to 1304 code for a protein of 397 amino acids. Gene Ontology annotation, molecular function: protein binding. The record is from RefSeq and is a predicted model, not a curated record. The transcript is spliced from 2 exons. Lineage: Eukaryota; Viridiplantae; Streptophyta; Magnoliopsida; Solanales; Solanaceae.